GACACAGUGCUGCCGGCAGCACUCACUGCUGUCGGAAGUGUGCAGUACAUGACGCUUUCCUGCUGCCGUGGAGGGGUCUAUUUCCGUUCUCUCCAGCUGAGCAGCAGGAGCAGCAGCAGGAGCAGCAGCCUGAAAAUCCCCCUUCACUUUCCCAAGGCUCCAUCGCCGGGAGGGUGGAAUGAUGUUUGCAGUGUGCCAGCCAGACGUCCCCCUGAAUGCUCCGUUCCAUGAGGGCAAGCGGGACCCCACGCUGGGCAUGGCCUUCCUCGCUGAACGGGAGCUCAGGCAGGACAAGAAUUUCAACUUUGUGGCAGAAGGGUACGACAGCAACAAGAACUGGAGCCAGGUGGUGGUUGGGACCCGGAUGGAGGGGGGCUCUGGCCAGAUAGAAAACACAGCCUGUUUAACAGCCGAUAAUCUGGUGUUCUUAAUGCAGAGACAGACAGCUCAGGGCAGGUUUAGGGAUGCUCCCCGAAGGCUGAAAUCAGACAAGCUGGGCCUCUCUGAGGAGGACGUGCGCAGCCCCCACAAGGGAGCCGAGCUCAGUGGCGCCGAGAAGGAGAAAGCGGCUACCGAAGACAUGGCCAAAGAGUGUGAAAAAUGGGCUGGCUCCCCCUUAGAGGACAAUGGCUAUGCCAGCAGCUCCCUCAGCAUUGACAGCCCCGACAGUAGCACCGGCAAUGCCUGGGAGGCACCCACUGCCGCCACCAAAGACCCGAGGAACCAGCCAGCGCCUCAGGUGUCCGACGCAGAUCCCGAAAACUCCUCCAACUUGGACACGGUCUUCCCGGUGCUGGCCGAGGCCUUCCAGAACCUCCAGGACAAGAUGAGAUACAAGGAGCGAGAGAAGGAGAAACACCACAUCCACCUGGUGAUGUAUCGGCGCCUGGCCCUUCUGCGUUGGAUCCGCGGCCUCCAGCAGAAAGUGGCGGACCAGCAGAACCGGCUGCAGGAGAGCUUCGACACCAUCCUGGACAACCGCAAAGAGCUCCUCCGGUACAUCCAGCAGGGUGUGGUGUGCUCCAAAGCACUGGCUCACGCUGGCCUGUGAAAGAGGCUCAUCCCCCAUCUGUCACAGUUAGAUCUGCCCACCCCCGCCCGCCCAAUCCUUACCCGGCUCUAACCAGUUGUUUCGUCUGAGCACAGCAUCCAGGAUUGGGCCCCACUGAGUUUUGCAGUCAGCUCCCAGGUUCUGCACGGGAGGUGGGCAUGAGAUGCUCUUGUCUUGUGCACCCAGGGAUUUCGUGAAGCUUGAGGACACCCAACCUGAUGAACGCCAGAUGGUAUUUAUGAGCGGGAACAACGUAGCUAGAAGCAUGUUGCCGUCCAUUUCCAUGCAUGACUCUCGCUGAGAGCACAAGUGAAAAGUCUGAAAUGUGCCCCAGCUAGUGGCUGAGAAGUCAAGGAACAGGAGGGUCUGGUGCCAUUUGAAAUGAGCCUGAUUAACCCUUUCUCAAACCAACCCCCCCCCAUGCUGCAUAUUCCUUUAGCACAAACCAUUAACCCUUCGCCAGCUGAUUAGCAGCCAGGAUUCACCAAUGUUCCCAGGACCCCAGUCUCACUGGAGAUCUCACCUGAGACCUGGGGUCACUAGUGAA
This is a messenger RNA of Dermochelys coriacea (leatherback sea turtle), 1598 nucleotides long. RefSeq names its product chromosome 19 C1orf216 homolog (gene C19H1orf216). The transcript has 2 exons. The record is from RefSeq and is a predicted model, not a curated record. Lineage: Eukaryota; Metazoa; Chordata; Testudines; Dermochelyidae. The coding region runs from base 179 to 1051 and encodes 290 amino acids.